GUUGGAGCCCCAUCGUGUGUCACAUGUGUUGAACUUCAUCACCAGGAUGGAACAACUCACUUGGUAUUUGCCCAAGGGGAAGGGCCAAUUUUGAGGCUCACUGGUGUCAAUGCAACUGCAGCUCGCCACGGCAUGAAACGAGUUCAGCUUCUGAAGAAUCUGCCAAAUAAAUCGCCAGUGGCUGCAAAAAUGUCAGCUUUCCGGAAUGCUAAAGAAACCAACAUCACCAUUAACAGAUAUCACAUUGAAGCCGUGGAAACGACGAACUUGUGGAAGAUUUUCAAACUGCCCUCAGAAUUCUCCAAGAAGCAUCAUAUGAUCCAAUACAAUCCCGUGAUUCAAGAAGGUAACGAAGAAUUCGUUCACCAUAUGGAGUACAAUCAGAAAAUACCCGACUAUCUUGGGCCAUGCGCUGCUGAUGAUAGGCCUCCAGAAAUCAAUGUCUGCAGGAAAGUUGUGGCUGCGUGGGCAUUGGGAGCAGAGCAUUUCGUUUAUCCUGAGGAUGUCGGACUGGAAAUCAGAGGAGAAGAUUUCAACUCGUUCCUCAUGUUGGAAGUUUAUUACAAUAACCCGGAUUUAUUAUCCAGCGAGUUUUUGCUUUGUUUAUUAACUCCAGAUUUUGUUGUCAGUUCCGAGAUGCAGCUUCAUUACAAUUCCAACAUUCGCCGCUUCGACGCAGGAAUUCUGGAAGUCGGGCUGGAAUACACGCCUAAAACGGGUCUUCCUCACGGAAUGCGUGACGUUUUUGUGCGCGGUCAUUGCAUCGCUGAAUGCACAGCGAUUGGUUUGCCGAAGGACGGGGUGACGAUAUUCGCGUCGCAGCUGCACACCCACUUCACCGGGGUUCGCGUGUGGACCACACACUCCAGGAACGGGGUUCAGCUACCAGAUAUAAACCGGGAUAAUCAUUAUCCCACUCAUUACCAGGAGAUUCGCUUCUUGAAGCAUCCUGUGCAUGUUUCGCCCGUGAGUCGAAGACUCAUCUUGAGUAUACUCAGGAGACGCAAUGGUGACUGUGUAUGCCAGGACAGGACGAUAUCGAGGCAAAAUAUCACACUCGGUGGAUUCGCCAUCAGUGACGAAAUGUGCGUCAACUACAUGCACUAUUACCCGAAAUCGAAUCUCGAAGUUUGCAAGUCGUCCAUCGAUUCGGAUGUUCUCGACGAAUGCUUCGCCUACAUGACU
Messenger RNA from Notodromas monacha, 1185 nucleotides. Lineage: Eukaryota; Metazoa; Arthropoda; Ostracoda; Podocopida; Cyprididae. The record is from the annotation of a GenBank genome assembly.